GUGGUUCUGACGUAUUUCGGCAGAAAAAUCUUCCAUUCGGUCUUCUGUUUCUCCGUCCGCUCGCCGUUCCACCCUUCUCGCCAGUUCGUGGCUUCUGCCGUCGUGUGACUCGGGCGCCGGAGAGACGGACAAGGGCAGGUGCGACAGCGUCUGUCAGGUUUCUUCCGUUCUUCUUCGUGGUUUCCUCAGUGUCGUUUCCGCCGCGGUCUCCCGCCCCCUCCAACUUGCUAUUGUCGACGCGAUGGCGGACCGGAAGGUUCUAGUUAGGUACUACCCGCCCGACUUCGACUUUGACGUGCUGCGACAGAAAAAGCGCGUUCUCUACCGGGCCAAGGAGUUGCAGCACGGCAAGAAGCCGCGUCAAACGGGAAUGAGCAAAAUUAUGCAUGUCAGAAUGAUGUUUCCCUUCACUCUGCAGUGCGCAUCCUGCAAAGAAUUCGUCUACGUCGGAACGAAAUUCAACUCUCGCGUGGAGCGUGUCCAGGGAGAAGAUUAUCUUGGCAUUGUCAAGUGGCGAUUCUACGGACGAUGUCCGAACUGCCGGGGAGAGAUUUGCUUCAAGACUGAUCCAAAGAACGGAGACUAUGUGCUCGAGUGGGGGGGCACUAGGACGUAUGACCCUAUGAGGGAUCAACAACUGGCAGAAGAGCGCCUGCGAAAAGAGCGAGAGGAAGAGUUGGAGGGCGACCGCAUGAAACAAGUCGAAGCGAAAACAUACAACGUGCAGAACGAGCUGGCCGCGCUGGAGCAGCUCGAGGAGCUCAGGAAAAUGAAUCGCCGCCUGGUCGACCGCGAAGCGGCCACCGAACAGGCUCUCCAGUUUCUGAGACAGAACGAAGUGAACCGCGAGGAAGACGCCGACGAGUGGGACGCCGAGGAGCGGACCGAGUUGAUGAAGUUCAUGCAGAUGCAGCGGGAGCUUCGGGAUCGGGAAGACGAAGAGCCGGAGUCUGAGGAGGAGGAGAGCGUCCAAAAUCCUAGCGCGCCACGGUCCCGGUCGUCUUCUCCAGGGAACGCCGCAAACACACAGGCAGACAGUCGGGCAAAAUCCUCUGACGCACCCUCCCACUCGUCUUUUCCACUUACAAGCUCCUCGUCCCCGGAAUCCCGUAGUGAAGCCUCGAGUCCGCGCUCGACAAGGAAAGAGAGAGGAAGCAGUCUGAGUGAGAGCGAGGGCGAGGCGUCGCUAGAUGCUGCAAGCCGUAGGGCCGAAGGCUCUCUGGGACUGAAGGCGGAAAGAAAAUCUUUUCAACUUGAAAGAGAAGACGCAGACAGGAGGACGCCGCAGAGUGCGCCGAAGGCUCCUGGGACGUCUGCUGCCGGGUCGUCCAUGUUCAUGCUCACUGCGGUGACUGGCAAGAGUCCACGGCUAGUUGUGAAGAAGAAGAAGGAAGAAAGCGACAGUUUCUCAGAUCUCUUAGGCUCCUACGCAUCUUCCUCGUCGAGCGACGAAGAAAAGACCGAGACAGACGAGGGUGCUCGGGCGAACGGACGCGAACGAGAUUCCAGUGAGACACCAAGCAGCAGCCGCGGCAGUCAGCCACACGCUUAGAGCAGCUCACUUGAAAGGCAGAAAGAAACGUGGGGGAAAAUCGAUUGGUUAGGGGAAAAACGAAAGUGCUCUAGACUGCGCAAAAAACGGUGAAAACUUGGUCGGACUCAAGGUGCGCAUAAGGGAAUCAAAACCCGAGUGUGACGGAACGUCUCAGCGGAGAAAAGUGAAGAAGAAAGCCGGACUCGCUUUCUCGAACCUGCUCACUGUUUUGCCAUCUGUGGAGGAGCUCCUUGGAGGGCUCGCUGGAUGGUUGGGGAAUCGACAGCGUGGUUGGGAGACCACGGCUGUAAACUUGUUUUUGAUCUUUUUAAGAACGCUUCGUCACAAACUCCGCACACGUGAGGCAUCAGUGCCCACGCCGCGUGGACUUGCAAGCGACGAGGAAGCGUGUGCACAAAGUUCGUUGGGCUGGCUUCAGAGACUGUCCCAUCAACAAGCCCUUAGUGCAACGUGAAAGCCACUCCUGCAGCUAUCCAAGCGUUGUUCUGGCAACUACUCAAUCAGGAAAGCAACCUGUGCUGCAAGCAUGCCGACCACGGCAAUCUGUUGUGUCUCUCCCAUUGAUUCGGUGAGGCGACGCAAUACUGGUAUUCUUUUGCUAUCAAGUGCGCUGGCACAGAACACAAGUAGGCCAGCCCAUCAGCAAAUAAUCCACACCAUAAUCUCCCUUGUUUCGGAAAACAUAUGCGAAACUUCAUGCUUUCCUCCUAAUGUGCUCGUUCCUCGUAAAAAGUACCGUAGAACCUGGCUCCGCUGGAGCGCUUUGCGCGGACUGUGUUAGUUGAUGUCUGCAGGAAUUUGAUACAGUUCCCACAUACGUUCGGGUUAUCAGAGGAGCUGACAAACUCCCAGUCUCCCACCAAGAAAGAAAUGCCUCUGAGAAACAAACACUCCUCUCGAACAAGCGUACAAAAAUGCUGAUGGCUGCCAGCCUUCCCCGGGCUACCCUGCACGAAGGACUACCGGACGCACCGUACAGUUCUGAAGGCAGGUGGCAACUUGUGUUCCUGCGCGAAUAAACGGCAACCCUUCUCUCAUCAGACAAGAAUCUUGCCACUGGAGGCAGAUAUACCCGUGCAGAGCUGUUAGCGUUACCGAGCAGAUGAAUUUCGAUCAAGAUCUGCUUCCGCCUUUGCGCCGGAGUGCCCGCACACACCCGCAGAAAGCAAAAUGCAAGUGCUUCCACUUCGUACUGACCCAAAUCGGCACCGCACGGCCGAGGCAAAAUUACGAAAAAAGCGACAGGCUUUGCAAACAUCGGCAUGACAAAGCCGGAGUCGAAAUCCUCCAGUCCAGUUUGCUUUGAGGACCUCCUUAAGCCUGCACAAAUGUAGUCAACGAACUGCAACAUGACUCAACCCGACAAAAGCGGCAUUACCAAAUUCAUUGUCGCCUUUUCAAUUGUAAUCGGCAUCAGACCCGACACCAGACUGGAAUUACACAUGCCACGGGGGAACGGGGUUUCGCCGCUCAUCUCGGCGAGAGCGGGGUAUGAACGAAUAACAGCUACUUUGCACGGCAGAACCCCUUACUGUCUUAUGCGUCAACACUAAAUACAGCUACUCGCAUUGACAGCGAGAGGAAAUUAGUACACAAAUGCUAGUAGGAUCAGCACCGGCAUGCAGGGAGUAAUCAGCUCUGAGAUUGCACAGCAAAUCUCCUGCCGAAACGCCGCGACGCUUCGCUACAUUUACAGUGUGUGCCUGAUGAGACAGAGUGGUUACCUGCAUAACAUCUGCCCAACACAUCUGACAUUCCUUCAUUGACAACAUUUCUAGAGACCCGAUAUCCUUACACAAAACAGCUCUGCGCAAAAAACGCACAGACGCUCUGCCGCGGUCCACGUGAGAGAUCUCAACUUGGUCACAGAGACAAAUGCCCCAUCAUCACCGAUGCGUCUAUGUGAGGCGUAGUAGCAUCCAACGCCCUAAUCGCUGGCAGUUGGCGGCGCGACGAAAAAAGUCAUAGUGGCUCACAGGACAUAACUGAGAUUCGCCAUCGACUUCAGGAAAUGCCGGAAAUGCCAUGAAAAACGAUUCACCGGCCAAAAAGCCAGGGAAGGCACACACCGCACCUGUGCCGCUGUUAACUAUGCGUCAACAUUUUCCUUAGCUCUUCAGAGUCAAGAAGUCUGACGGCGGCAAGCUGCGUUCGUUUUGCAUUUUGCAACUCCCGAUUGACUUGUUCGCGAAGGCUCGCGGUCAUUCGUGGUCGUUGGUUUACGUUUCGUGCGAUCCCUCGAGUCUGUUCCAUAAGGGCUUUCAAAUCUUUACGAGCUUCUUGCCUAUCCGCCGUGACACUGGCCUUGGCCGCAGAAGCUUCGUUCGCUGCUAAAAUUAGUUCCCUAAAUGCAACAGGCUCGCCACGUUUCUCCCUUUCAACGAGCCCGCUGUACCUGGUAAUAGGUCCACUUGCUGUUUCCAUACGGAACCGGAGCAGGUCCGAAUUAAAGUUCACAGCUUCCAUCCUUGCUUUCAGGUUUAGUAAUUCUGAUCGCAAUACAGGAUCAUCACUUGCGGAGGCAGCACACGCGCAUAUGGCGUAGAAAGCUGCAGCCAGAAAAGCGACGUUGGGUGUCGACAUGAAGUGAACCACCAUCUUACCUCUGCCGAAUGGAAGUUUAUCGGAAACCGCACCCAUGGACAUGAGAAACAGAAGCACCAUCACCGAUGUACAGCGUAGCAAUGAUGACAAAAAUCUCAACGAACAAUCGACUGUGGAACAGACAUUGUCGAACAGAAAC
Toxoplasma gondii ME49 is the source of this 4298-nucleotide messenger RNA. RefSeq lists its product as hypothetical. The transcript has 5 exons. Gene Ontology annotation, biological process: mRNA splicing, via spliceosome. Bases 242 to 1552 code for a protein of 436 amino acids. The record is from RefSeq and is a predicted model, not a curated record. NCBI's taxonomy places the organism in Eukaryota, Apicomplexa, Conoidasida, Eucoccidiorida, Sarcocystidae. Gene Ontology annotation, cellular component: U2-type catalytic step 1 spliceosome.